This is a messenger RNA of Ananas comosus (pineapple), 1992 nucleotides long. Its product is annotated as pentatricopeptide repeat-containing protein At3g12770-like. The transcript has a single exon. Gene Ontology annotation, biological process: RNA modification. Gene Ontology annotation, molecular function: protein binding; RNA binding. Lineage: Eukaryota; Viridiplantae; Streptophyta; Magnoliopsida; Poales; Bromeliaceae. Bases 1 to 1992 code for a protein of 663 amino acids. The record is from RefSeq and is a predicted model, not a curated record.
AUGACUCUUCUUCGUCUUCGUCUUCGUCUUCGUCUUCUUCUUCGCCAGUUCCAUUCAUCAGUCGCCUCCUCGCCCGCUCCCUCGCGAACAAGGCCAACAACCAUCCUCAAAGCUCCGCCUUUUCCAUCCCACGGCACCCGACCAAACGCAACCAACAACGAUCCCAGCUCCCCCGCUUCCAACUCCUGUGCGCUUCGCCCUCGCAAUGGUGCCGCCCCUGACGUUGAAGGCCGCGGCUUUGGCUCUGCCCGCCAACCGUUCGACACAAUUACGCAGAGAGAUUUGUCCGUUCGUUCACAUUCUCACUUCUCUCGUGCCAAGAGAGCUCCCUGUCUUCUCCGUUCGGCUAUUUCGUCCAUCGUUCGCGCCGUCAACGGCACGGCUUCGGAUGACGUGAAGCGUAGAAUCCAUGCAUCCGUCAUAAAAAGAGGGUUAGAUUCGUCAAUUCCUGUCGCCACCGUUCUUAUAGGCUUCUACUCUUCUCGAUUUGAAUCGGAAAGUGCUCGGCGCCUGUUCGAUGAAAUACCCACAAAAGACCUUAUCUUGUGGAGUGCGAUGGUUUCCGCGUACUGCAAGCGCGGCCGUUUCUUAGACGCUAUCGGUGUGUUUGCUGAGAUGCAGUGUUCUGACAUCAGCCCGAACACUGUGACCUUAUUGAGUGUUCUUCCGGCAUGCGCUAAUCUCCGUGCUCUCCUUCAUGGUAAACAAAUUCAUGGCUUUGCUGUAAGAAGGAUGUUUCAUGCACAAACGAGUAUACAAAACUCGAUUAUGGAUAUGUAUGCCAAAUGCGGUAGUCUCGAUGCUGCAGCUUACGUCUUUGAUCAAAUCAAAGAGAAGGAUGCCAUCUCCUGGAAGAGCAUCAUCUUUGGGUGCAUUGACAAUCGACGGUUAAGAGAAGCACUAGUGCUGUUCCACAGGAUGAGGGCUUCUAGCAUUGAGCCUGAUGAGACCACUCUGCGGAAUUUAGUACGUGCAUGCUCGGAAGGAGAUGAAGACUUCUUCUUCAUUGGAUUAGGAUUGCAUUGCUAUGUCGUAAAGAUUGGGUUUUCCGACUCCGUUCAAAUGAAAACAGUGCUGCUUAGCAUGUACGCAGAAUUGAUGGAAGUUGAGGCAGCGAGGGCAUUGUUCGACGAGCUCCAUGAUAAAGAUCACAUAGCGUGGAGUGCUAUGAUCUCAGUUUAUACCCAAGCAGGACACCCUUUUCUUGCUUUGGAGACGUUCAAACAGAUGCAGUCGACAAAAACCGAAGCUAAUGAAAUCACCUUUGUUAGUUUGCUGCAUGCUUGCUCUUCGAUGGAAGCACAAGGUCUAGGAAGAAGCAUUCAUGCACGUAUUAUCAGAUCGGAACAUAUAAAUAAUGCUUUCACAGCAUCAGCUUUGAUUGAUUACUACUGCAAAAUCGGGAGGCUAAGGCAAGGGGAGAUCUCAUUCGGGAAGCUCGAAAGGAGGGACCUUGUUUGUUGGAGUUCCAUGAUCAACGGAUACGGAAUAAACGGGCGUGGAGAAGAGGCGAUCCGAACUUUCGCUUCCAUGGUAGAGACUGGGAUGAUGCCGAAUGAGGUAGUAUUCCUCUCCCUCCUAUCAGCAUGCGGCCAUUGUGGUCUUGUAAACGAAGGAUGGCACUGGUUCUACUCCAUGAAAGGCAAGUUCGGCAUCGAUCCAACCGUGGCGCACUACACUUGCAUGUUGAAUAUGCUGGGGAGGCAAGGGAGGGUAGAGCAAGCUUUAGAGUUUGUGAAGAAGAUGCCGGUGAGAGCCGACGCCGCUGUCUGGGGUGCUUUGUUGGGGUGGUGUAGGGCUACUCGGAGGGAUGUGAAGGUUGCCGAGUUUGCAGCUGAGCAAAUUGUUGGGUUGGGUGCGAGUGAUAGCAGUUGGUAUGUGACAUUGGCUAAGUUGUAUUCGAAAUUGGGCAUGUGGGAAGAUGGUGAGAGGAUGAGAGAGAGGAUGGAGGAAAGGGGGAUAAGAAAGAUAGCAGGGUGUAGCACGGUUUGA